AUCUCGCCUCCUCGCGUCCGAUCGAUCCCCAUCCCCUUCCAUUGCGUGCUGGAGCCCUCCUCCGCGCGCUUUCUCUGGUGACGCCGUCCAUGUCUCCUCCUCUCUUCCUGCACACUGAUUGAGGUCUUCAUUCUUCUCUCUCUCUCUCUCCUACUGUUAGCUACCUAGGGUUUGCCAUGGCCAUCACCUUUUUUGAGCCAUCACACUUUACUCUCUCUCUCUUCACCCAUGACACAUCCAUCCAGCCACCCCCACUAGCUCUCUAGCUAGCCAUCCUCCUCAUCACCCUCUCCGCCUCUGUCUCUUGCUGUCUUGCGGCACUGUUCUUAGCUGCAGGUAGCUCCGUCCAGCUCGACGGUUCUCUCUUAGCAGCUAAGGAAGGCGACAUAAAUUAUAAAAGGCGCCACUUGAGGGCAGGGCCAAGGAAAGUUGUGGUUUCCAACUCCUCACCUCACACACUCUCUUCUUCUCUCCUUCGUUCUCCCUCGCAAAGUCAGGGUCACUGAAAGUAGCGGAAGAGCCCAAGUAGUUCUUCGCCACCGGUACCGCAUCGAUCAUCAUGGUGUUCUCCUCGCUCCCGAUCUUCCUAGACCCUCCCAAUUGGGGCCAGAUGCAGAUGCAGAUGCAGCAGCAGUCACCGCUCCAGUGUCUCCUCGGCAGCGGCGGUGGCAGCGACCACCACCACCUCAUGCCUCCUCCGUCCGGCCUGGCGCCGCUGCCGGGGGGUCCUGCUGACACAGCGGCGAGCGGUCCGGCGGGAGGCGGCUCGUCCACCUCGGCCUCAGUGCAAGCCGCGGCGGGAGCGGGGGCAGGGGCGCAGCCUCGCCCCGUGGUGUCGAUGGCGGAGCGCGCCCGGCUCGCGCGCGUGCCGCUGCCGGAGCCCGGCACGCUCCGAUGCCCGCGCUGUGACUCGACCAACACCAAGUUCUGCUACUUCAAUAACUACUCGCUGUCGCAGCCGCGCCACUUCUGCAAGGCGUGCCGCCGCUACUGGACCCGUGGCGGCGCGCUCCGCAACGUGCCCGUCGGCGGCGGGUGCAGGCGCAACACCAAGCGCUCCAGCAAGAAGUCGUCCCGCGGCGGCGGCGCGGGCGCCACGGCGGCAACCUCCUCGUCCUCGACCACCUCCACCUCCACCACGGCCACUACCACCACCACCACGAGCGCGGCCAUGGCGGCGGCCGAGGCCAUCGCCGGCAUGCAGGCGCAGCUGCCCCACCUCGGCCUCCCGCCCGCAGCGGCCGCCGCGGCGCUUGAGGCCUCGCUGGAGGGCUACCACCACUACCUCCCGCUCCAGAUGCAGCCGCAGUUCCUGCAGCAGGCUGGCCUGCACGGCUACCAUUUCGCCGACGACGGCACCGGCGUCCUCGCAGCUGACGGGUUCCCGAGGGGCGUCGUCGCCUCGGGGCUGCUCGCGCAGCUCGCGGCGGUGAAGAUGGAGGAGCACGGCAGCAACGGCGGAGGUGCCAUCGCGGCGCAUCAUGAGCAGCAGUCCUACUGGCCCGGCAGCACCGGCGGUGGCGGUGGGUGGCCGGUGGAGUUCUUGUCGGGGUUCAGCUCAUCCUCGUCGGGGAAUGUGUUGUGAGUUGCAUGUGGCCGCGUCCAGGUCCACCUGGGCAUGCAUGAUGGGGGGCAUGCAUGCAUGGAUGCUGAUGAAGCUGAACUAGCUCACCAUCCUCAAUUAGUUCUAGGGUUUAUGUGGUGUUUGGAACUUAAUUGGCGUCGUCUUCUUCAAUUAGGCUGGUGAUGAUCUUGUGUUGGGGUAAGGUUUUUACAUGUUUUUUUUCUUAUGAGUUUUAAGCUGGUUAAUGUCGUGCAGUUGGUAGUUUUGCAUGUAGUGGGAAGUGCAUGUGUUGACUCAUGGAGGUUAUAUGUGUCAGGUUACUUAACUAUACUAUGUUUAAUUAUAUGAGAACUUGGUGGGCAUAGUUGUACUAGUACAACCCGUUUCUAAAUUGCAGAUGUGUGUUUGGAUGUUUUAUUGUU
Molecule: messenger RNA, 1986 nt
Organism: Zea mays
Lineage: Eukaryota; Viridiplantae; Streptophyta; Magnoliopsida; Poales; Poaceae
Source: RefSeq, a predicted model, not a curated record